Molecule: messenger RNA, 1953 nt
Organism: Didymodactylos carnosus
Lineage: Eukaryota; Metazoa; Rotifera; Eurotatoria; Philodinida; Philodinidae
Source: the annotation of a GenBank genome assembly
AUGUCAAGUAAAGUUUGUAAAUGUGGUUGUUCUGAAAUUGAUACAGAUCGUGCUCAAGGAGUAUCCGUAUGUACACGAUGUGGUGAAGUUAUUGAAGAUUCAUUAAUUGUUAAUGAAACUGAAGUUCAAGAUAUUGGUGGUGGAUUACACAUUAUUGGCAGUUGGGUAGGAAGUGAUGAUGUACGAGCAGCAAGUACGGGUAUGAUGGGUUAUGCAAAUAUUCGAGAAUCAAGACAAAUAACAUUGCAUAAAGCCAGACGUGGUCUAAUGGAUAUAUCAUCAAAUAUGCAUAUGAAUCAACAUUGUACAGAUGCAGCAUUCAAAAUUUAUAAAAUGGCAUUGGAUCGUGGAUUAUCAAAAGGGAAUAAAUCAAGUCAUUUAUUAGCUAGCUGUCUUUAUAUAAUUUGUCGUACAGAAGGUACACAACAUAUACUACUUGAUUUUUGUGAUUUAGUUGAAGCUGAUAUUAGUGUCUUAGGACGUAUUUAUAUGCGUUUAGCACGUGAAUUAUGUAUUAAUGUUCCACAUACGGAUCCAUCAUUAUUGAUACCACGUUAUGCUGCUAAAUUAGAUUUUGGUGAUAAAACAAAUGCUGUAUCUAAUACUGCUUCACGAAUUGUUCAACGUAUGAAACGUGAUUGGUUAGCGAUUGGUCGACGUUCUUCGGGUCUCUGUGGUUCGGCAUUGUUAUUUGCUGCUCGUAUGCAUAAUUUUAAUCGUACAAUACAAGAAAUCGUUGAUGUUGUUAAAAUAUCAAAAGCUACCAUUAUGAGACGUUUACAGGAAUUUGAAAAUACACCAACAGCACAAUUGAGCAUUGAUGAAUUUCAAACAAUUGAACUUGAAGAAGAACAAGAUCCGCCAGCGUUUGUAAAAUCCAAAAAAACAACAAAAUUAACACAACAAGACGAAAUGAUUAAUAUUGAGAUGAUUGAAAAAGAAAUUAUUGAAACACAAAAAGAAAUUGAUGAACAAUUAGAAAAAUUACGUAAACCAAGAGGAUGGCUAGCCAAAUUUUCAAAAUUUCAAGAAUUAGAAAAAACUGUACUAAUGACGGAAGAAGAUGAUUUAAUAAAAAAAGUGUUAAGUAAUAGUAAACUGCGUGGAAGAAAACGAAAAGAUACUUCUAGUAUAAACGAAGAAGAUGAACAAGAUCAACUUGCAGAUGAGACAUUAGAAGAAGUAGCAGAUAUACCAUUAAAUGAAAAUGAUAGUAAAUGGGCACAAGAUUAUUUAGAACAAGAACAAACAAAAUUGAUUUUAUUACUAUUGAAAGAUGAUGAAGAAAAAAAGAUUGAUGGAGAAGAUACCACCACAGUUGAAACAGAAGAUAAUAACAAUAAAGAUCUGUUCAAAUUAUUACGACCAACGUUAGAAACGCUUGGAAUUGAUAAUUCUUCAUCUCAACCGAAUUGUGAAUCAACAAUUGAUAUUAGUAGUGCUCCUAAAACUCCAGUGACAACAAACGCCAAUUGUGAUGUUGUUCUUGAUUUUCCCGAAUGGCAACCAUCAAUUGAUUUAACACAAGAUGAACUUGAUAUCACUGGCAUUGAUGAUAGUGAAAUUGAUGAUAUGAUAUUAACUCGUGAUGAAACAAAACUGAAACUAAAAUCAUGGUUACGAGAAAAUAAAAAUUGGUUUCUCGAAGAAAAACGACGUGAACGUAACAAAGAAUUAUUAGAACAAAAACAAAAUUCUGCGUUAGGUGGACUGAGUCACAAGAAAAAACGCAAAAAGAAAACAACAAAUGAUCAUAAAACGACAUCAACAAUGGUAGAUAAUCAACAAAUAGCCGGAUAUAAUUCUAUGACGCCAGCGGGAGCUGCGGCAGCAGCAAUUGCAGCAUUAGAAGCUGAAAAAACAGCCACUGAUAAACGAUCAUCAAAAAUUAACUAUGAUGUACUAAAACGAUUAGCAUCAAAAAAAGAAAUGUCUAAAAUGGAAGUAUCAUAA